Messenger RNA from Bacillus rossius redtenbacheri, 594 nucleotides. RefSeq names its product protein stum (gene stum). Gene Ontology annotation, biological process: proprioception; taxis; sensory perception of mechanical stimulus. The transcript is spliced from 4 exons. Gene Ontology annotation, cellular component: sensory dendrite. The record is from RefSeq and is a predicted model, not a curated record. The coding region runs from base 1 to 552 and encodes 183 amino acids. NCBI's taxonomy places the organism in Eukaryota, Metazoa, Arthropoda, Insecta, Phasmatodea, Bacillidae.
AUGAAGAGCUGGUGCGGCGCUCUGCUGUGUCGCCGGCCCGCGUGCUCCUGCUGCCGGCGCUCCGCCCAGCCGGGCCCUGACCGCCGCCGCAGCGUGGCCGCGCUCUCCAAGAAGCAGAGCCAGGCGUCGUCGCAGCUCCCGCAAGAGACGGGGCCGAAGCUGGAUCCAUCGCUGGUGGAGCACGCCUCUCUGAUACGAGGAGCCAUCCCGGUGCUGCCCGUUCCUCUGGCGUGGAUCUGCCUCGUCUUCAACGUCUUCAUCCCUGGGCUCGGCACGCUGUCCAGCGGCCUGCUCUGCCUGUGCUUCGGCAAGCCCCGCUUCUCCGUGCGCGACGAGCCGCAGGCCCGGGUGGGCGCCUGCUGCCUCGACAUGAUCGUGGCUGUGGGCCAGAUGUUCACCAUACUGUUCUGCCUGGUGGGCUGGGGCUGGAGCAUCUGGUGGGGCGUCAUCAUGGUCAAACUAGCAAAGAAACAAAAGAAGAUCAAGCUCAUGGAGCAGCAGCAGGCGCCGCCUGUCGUGAUGGCGGUUAACCACGAGGUGGAGAGAGUGUGACCAUUAUUCUGCACAGAUUUUAUACUUCUUAUUGCUCUUAUU